AUGCAAGAAAGUUUUACAUAUGCAAGAAAAUUGUCAACGGAAUUUCAAAAUAAUGUCGUUCGUGAUCAUUUAAUUCAGAAAACACAUGCUGGAAAUGUAUUGGUAUCAGAAUACGAUGUUCAGGAACCAAAGAAGAGACCACAAUCGUUUUGUUUUCGUGAUAUAUCUAUACCAAGAUGGUUAUUAUUUGUUUUUGCUUCAUUAGUAGUGGUUGCACUAACAGCAUUUGUCUUAUUUACAUGUAUUGUUAUAUUAAAAAAAUAUACAAACGGUGAGCCUUGUAAACAGAAUAGUGAUUGUCGACAAGAUUUGGGUCUAAUGUGCAAUAAUUAUCGAUGUGGUUGUGCAUAUUCACAUUUUUGGAGUUCAUCAUAUCAAAUUUGUGAGCGUCGUCGUAUGAUUAAUCGAACAUGUGAUUCGGAUGAAAUGUGUGAUGCUCUAAGUAAUUUGGAAUGUCAAAACGUAACACUAAGUGGGACAGCGGCUUUAUCAAAUGGUAUUUGUACUUAUACGAAAGCUUUUAAUGUAACAUGCGGUUUAUCACUUGAAUGUCGAACAUCAAAAGGCCUAAUUUGUAGUGGUUCGCGUUGUACAUGUCCCAAUCUUUACUACUAUGAUUAUAUUCUAAAUAAUGGUACAUGUUUAUAUGCAUUAUCUUAUUUACAAAACUGCACAUCAUCUGCUAUAUGUAAUCCACAAUUGUUACUCUAUUGUGAUUAUACUGCAUAUAGUUCAUCUACUGUUGGACAAUGCAAUUGUAAUAGUUCAACGACCUAUUGGGAUGGAACAAUUUGUGCUGCUAAACUAACAAUUGGUGGAUCGUGCCAAUCGAAUAACACAUGUAUCGUAGCAUCGACCUAUGGUCUCGAAUGUAGCGGUUACACGACAACAAAUCAGACAUGUGACUGCCUCAGCACUGCUUAUUGGAACACUACAACGGAACAAUGUACUGUAAAACAAUUGUAUAAUACAAGUUGUGCAACAAGUUAUGUUUGUGAUGAGAGUCGUGGCUUACAGUGUCAAGGACUUGGUAACGCUCUUUAUGAAAAAUGCGAUUGUUAUAAUGCGACGUAUGUUUGGGAUUCAUUAUACGUUACAAAAAAUCAGACAUGUAUUGUAAAAAAGACUAAUUUACAAACAGGAUGUAGUGGCGAUUUAGAAUGUCAAGAUUUUAACUAUUUAGUUUGUAGUACUAAUACAUCAACAAACACAUCAGUAUGUCAAUGCGUUUAUACAGAUUACUGGGAUGGUAGUCGAUGUCAGGCAAAACUAAAUUAUACUCAGCCUUGCACGAACACCACAAUGUGUCGUGACUUUUAUCCUGUUCUUUUGCAAUGCCGCAGUGGUCAGUGUCUAUGUGAAAGUUUGCCGACAUACUAUUACUGGAGUGAUUGUCUGCAGAAUUGUAUUACUGCAAAACAAGUGAGUUGA
Didymodactylos carnosus is the source of this 1431-nucleotide messenger RNA. The record is from the annotation of a GenBank genome assembly. Lineage: Eukaryota; Metazoa; Rotifera; Eurotatoria; Philodinida; Philodinidae.